Pelobates fuscus (common spadefoot toad) is the source of this 829-nucleotide messenger RNA. It is a transcript of the gene JPT1, whose product is annotated as Jupiter microtubule associated homolog 1. The record is from RefSeq and is a predicted model, not a curated record. NCBI's taxonomy places the organism in Eukaryota, Metazoa, Chordata, Amphibia, Anura, Pelobatidae. Bases 185 to 622 code for a protein of 145 amino acids. The transcript is spliced from 5 exons. Gene Ontology annotation, cellular component: nucleus.
UUCCCAGCACUCUGGACUGUCUGGAUAACGGUUGUGCGUACAGACCCUUUGCCAGCCGUCUCACUGAACGGAGUCUAACGGGCUGUCGGCAGCCAAUCGGCUUUUCGCAGGGGCGUGGCAUUGUGUAUAAAUAGGAUCGCUCGCCGCCGCCUGUGCCAGUAGUAAAUUGACGCCGUGUGUGGAUAUGACGACUACAUCAACGUUCAGCGGGCUGGACCCGGAGGGCCGCAGCAGUUCCAGGAUCCUUAGGCCUCCAGGCGGAGGGUCAAGCUUCACGUUUGGUGUUGGUGACCAGCCAUCACAACCUACUAGACGGCAUAAGAUGGCUUCCAACAUAUUUGGAAUAUCCGACUAUAACAGUCUGUCUGAACCUUGUGUCCAGGAAACAGGUGCACCUGCUAUUGCAGCAGCGCAAGGGGACUCUGAAGACACGAAUACAGAGUGGACGUGCCCUUCUGUGGAGUGCGACAGCGCUGAUGUGGUUGAACAGGAAGCACCUGAAAUCAUUGAUGGAAAUGAGGAACCCAAGUCCAUUGGAGUAUCUGCAGAGUCUGUAGCUUCUGUAACCAUUCCCACCAGAAGAAAUCCCCCUGGUGGAAAGUCCAGCCUGAUUCUUGGAUAAACAAUCAAUUUUGGACUUUAAUAUUUUUUCCCCACUUUCAUCUGUUUAUGUAUUUUCUUAUUUGAAGCACUUUGUCUUGCCAUUUUUAAAUACUUGUGUCCCCUGACUCUACUGGAAGGCGCAUGGAAUGAAUUUUCGGAUAGUGUUUUUUUUUUUUUGCUUUUUUUUUUAUCAAUGCUCACAUAUAAUAAAGAAUGUUUCAAUGUA